GCACCCGUCCUUGUCGAGCCUGGCAGCCUCGGUUCUAUUCCGUACUCAGCCACCGCCAGGGCUCGAGCCUUAGGGCUUGGCGCGGGGUAAGUGGGAGCCGGGCCCAGGGCCGGAGACAGGCAGAAGACGGGACAACGGGGUCGGGUCAUGGCGCCUGCACCUGUUCUCCAGGACAACAAAGAAGAAAAGUAGGCGUGGAGUGGGGGGGACUUCCAGAAUCGCCACCCAGAGGGAGCCACGCCUGCGCAGUCAGACGCCUAGCUCCGCCUCCAGCAUUGCCUUUAGCCCCGCCCCUCCUCGAGAAAACACGCCCAUUGGUCGAUCCUCGAGGACGGGGGCCAAUCAGCGGCUUCGCUGCUUCCCCGCCCCCCCUUUGGGAGAGCAGGUGCAGAGCCAGGAGCUGGCUUUGAGAAGGGGAGGAGACUGGGGGGGCGGGGUCCAGGCAGCAGCCCUUUAAGGAGUUCUUCAGGCAGUACAGUGACCCCCAGCUCGGCCUCGGCCCGGAGGAGGGGGCCAGGCAUGGCGCCCAUGCUGCAGACCUCGGGGACCCACCUGGAAUCGGUGACCUUCGGGGAUGUGGCCGUGACCUUCACCCCCGAGGAGUGGGGGCACCUGCACCCCUCCCAGAAGGAGCUCUACCGAGAAGUGAUGCUGGAGAACUACGGGCACCUGGUCUGCCUGGGACUUGCCUGUUCCAAACCUGAUGUGAUUGAGCAGCUGGAGCGAGGAGAAGCCCCUUGGAGACCAGAGGGAGGGAUCCCAGGAAGCAGCUGUGCAGAUUGGGAUCCUAGGUGUGAAACAAAGACCUCACCUCCAAAACUGGGCCUUUCUGUGCAAGAAUCAUCCCAGGAAAGACUCACCAAGAAUAGUUCUUUCAUAUCCAGAUUGGGAGAAAACCAGGCAAGUGAUAUAAGGUUACUAAGACAGCAAAAGGAUAAGAAGAAGCCUUCCAGACAAAAACCCAGUAUCCAAAGGAAAAGUUCCAGCCAAGUGAGAAACCAUAAGUAUGACCAAUGUGAUAGAAGCUUGAGUCCAGGAUCUAUUGUUUUAGCACAACAAAGAGAAUCAGCAGGAAAGAGUCUCCGCAAACAUGAUAAACAUAGAAAGAACCUCAAAAUACAUUCAGAUAAAAGAAAAUGUAAUAAAAUAUGCCCCAAAAAGACAUUUUCUAAAUUUAAAGAAUGUGAUGAAUCCUUCAGUAACAAUUCAGACAUCAAUGAAAGUGAGAAAACUGAAAAGAAACCUUUUGUAUGUAAUGAAUGUGGGAAAGGCUUCUUUCAGAAGAUGUGUCUUAUUCAGCAUAAGAGAAGUCAUACUGGAGAGAGACCUUAUGAGUGUGGUCAGUGUGGGAAGGCCUUCUAUCAGCAAGGACACCUCAUUCAACAUCAGUCAAUUCAUACAGGAGAAAAACCUUAUAAAUGUAAUGAAUGUUCUAAAGUCUUUCGCCUGAGCACAGGGCUUGUUGAACAUCAGAAAAUUCACACAGGAGAGAAACCUUAUAAAUGUAAUGAAUGUGGGAAGGCCUUCCGCCAUGGAUCCCAUCUAACUCAACAUCAGAGAAUUCAUACUGGAGAGAAACCUUAUGAAUGUAAUGAAUGUGGAAAGACCUUCCGUCAUAGUUCACACCUUACUCAACAUCAAAGAAUUCAUACUGGAGAUAGACCUUAUAAAUGUACCGAAUGUGGAAAGGCCUUCCGUCAUGGUUCACAGCUUACUCAACAUCAAAGAAUCCACACUGGAGAGAAACCUUAUGAAUGUAAAGUCUGUGGGAAGGCCUUCCGACAGAGUACACAACUUACUGCACAUCAGACAAUUCACACUGGAGAGAAACCUUAUGAAUGUAAUGAGUGUGGGAAGGUCUUCCGCCAGAGUAUACAACUUACUACACAUCAGAGAAUUCAUACUGGAGAAAAACCUUAUGAAUGUAAUGAAUGUGGGAAAUCCUUCCGUUUAGGCACAAGCCUUAGUGAACAUCAGAGAAUUCAUACUGGAGAGAAACCUUAUAAAUGUAAUGAAUGUGGAAAGGCCUUCCGCCUAGGCACAAGACUCAGUGAACACCAGAGAAUUCAUACUGGAGAGAAACCUUAUGAAUGUUCUGAGUGUGGAAAGGCCUUUGGCCACAGCUCACAGCUUACUCUACACCAGAGAAUUCAUACUGGAGAGAAACCUUAUGAAUGUAAGGAAUGUGGCAAGUCUUUCAGGCAGAGUAUACAGCUUACCCUGCACCAGAGGAUUCAUACUGGGGAGAAACCUUAUGAGUGCAAUGAAUGUGGGAAGACCUUCCGCCAGAGCACACAACUUACUGUACAUCAGAAAAUUCAUAGUGGAGAGAAACCUUAUAAAUGUGAUGAAUGUGGGAAGACCUUCAGACAAAACACACAACUCACUGUACAUCAGACAAUUCAUAGUGGAGAGAAACCUUAUAAGUGUUUGGAAUGUGGCAAGUUCUUCCGCCUGAGCACAGGACUUAGCGAACAUCAGAGAAUUCAUACUGGAGAAAAACCAUACAAUUGUAAUGAAUGUGGAAAGACCUUCCGCCACAGUUCACACCUUACACGCCAUCACAUGAUACAUACUGGGAAAAAACCUUUUGAAUGUAGUGAAUGUGGAAAGUCCUUUCCCCAAAGUGCACAACUUACCAGGCAUGAGAGAAUUCAUACUAGAGAGAAGCCCUAUAAAUGUUUUGAAUGUGAAAAGGCCUUCCGCCAGUACUCACAGCUGACUCGGCAUAAUAGAAUUCAUACAAAAGAUAAACCUAAUGAAUAUAGCAAACGUGGGAAGGCUUUUAGAGAGCCCAGAGCUCUUAAUAGAAAUCAAAACCUGCAUCCUUGAGAGAAAUGUUGUGAGAUGAAUGUAAGAAUAGUAGGGAGCUGGUUGGAACUGUCAGCUAGGAAGCACAGUGGAUAGACCCCAGACCUGGAAUUAGGAAAAACUGAGUUCAAAUCUGGCCUCAGAACUUUCCCAGCUAUUUGACACUGAGCAAGUUAAUAGUUAAUCUCUGUCAGCCUCAGUUUUCUCAUCUUUAAAUGAUAAUACCACCAUCUACCUCUCAAUAUUGUAAAGGUAAAAUGUAGUAUUACAGUAUUAAGUAAAAAUGAGAUAAUAACAUUUUAAAGU
This is a messenger RNA of Dromiciops gliroides (monito del monte), 3117 nucleotides long. Its product is annotated as zinc finger protein 345-like. NCBI's taxonomy places the organism in Eukaryota, Metazoa, Chordata, Mammalia, Microbiotheria, Microbiotheriidae. Gene Ontology annotation, biological process: regulation of transcription by RNA polymerase II. The record is from RefSeq and is a predicted model, not a curated record. The transcript has 5 exons. Gene Ontology annotation, molecular function: RNA polymerase II cis-regulatory region sequence-specific DNA binding; DNA-binding transcription factor activity, RNA polymerase II-specific. The coding region runs from base 520 to 2832 and encodes 770 amino acids.